AUGCCCCAAACUGUCCGAAAGUUCGCACAUGGUGAUUACACUGUCGGGUGGAUAUGUGCUUUGCCAGAAACCGAGUUCGUGGCCGCAGGGGCCAUGCUGGAUGAAGAACAUCCAGUGCUUCCUGCCGUCCAGUCGCAAGAUACAAAUUCGUACCUCCUUGGUAGGAUUGGCGAUCACAAUAUAGUAAUUGCUUGCUUGCCUGCAGAAACGACAGGCAAAGUGUCCGCUGCUACUGUUGCCAAAGAUAUGCUCCGCAGCUUCCCAGCUGUCCGAUUUGGUCUGAUGGUUGGCAUCGGCGGUGGGGCUCCAUAUUACGGUACGCAGGGAUACGACAACAAUGAAUUUAGUGAGCAGGAGGAGGAGGAGGAGGAUUCUGAAGAUGAUUUGGAAGAUAUACGAGAUAUAAGACUUGGUGAUGUUGUGGUAAGCCUGCAUUCGAAGUCAGCAGAAGCGGUUGUGCAGUAUGAUUUUGGCAAGUCACUGCAGGAGAAGGAGUUUGUUCAUACCGGCGGCAAACUCAACAAGCCCCCGGUAAUAGUCUUGAGCGCGGUUUCUGUGCUCCAGCAACAGCAUAGACGGAAAGGCCAUACGACUUCUGAGCUUUUAGCAGACGCCCUGUCAAAGAAUCCUGGCAUGGCUGAAGAAUUUCGGUACCCAGGUUCGGCGAAAGAUCGGUUGUUCAAACCAGACAUCGUUCACUUGGAGGGAAGGAAGUCAUGCAAGGCUUGCUGUGGGCCCAACAACGUGAACCUUGUGAGGAGAACGGACCGACAUGGAACGGCUCCCAAGAUACAUUAUGGAACCAUUGGAUCAGCGGAUCAAGUGAUGAGGGACGCCGUAUUAAGAGAUAAGUGGGCACAGAAGGAGAAAAUCAUUUGUUUUGAAAUGGAGGCUGCCGGGUUAAUGGACUCGUUUCCCUGCCUCGUCAUUCGGGGUAUCUGCGACUAUGCUGAUUCCCAUAAGAAUAAGAUCUGGCAGCCAUAUGCAGCGGCAACGGCAGCAUCAUAUGCUAAAGAACUUCUACUCGUUAUUCCUGGGCAAGGCGUCAUGGAUCUAUGUCCGAUUAAGCAAUCUCUUGGCAAAAUCGAAGCGAACGUCGACACGAUGAGGUCUAAGUUAGCCAGAAAAGAAGAUCAUGACUUACUCAACUGGAUCACGCCAGACGACUACGGCCCUCUGCAAAGCGACUAUUUUCGGAGACGACAAGCUGGAACUGGCGAAUGGCUACUCAACUCAAUGGAGUUUCAGAUGUGGCUCAAGACAAGCCGGGGAACUUUGUUCUGCCCCGGAAUUCCAGGCGCUGGGAAGACAAUCUUGACGUCUGUUGUAAUCAACUACCUCACUAGACGCACCUUCGAAGAUGGAAGCCUCGGCGUUGCGUAUGUUUACUGCAACUUCCAGCGGAAAGACGAACAGACGGCCGACAGAUUACUCUCAAGUUUGCUGAAACAGUUAUCUGGGCGACUACCGACCAUUCCAGGAGAGGUGAGCAACUUGUAUAAUCAGCAUAAAACUGACCGAACACGGCCAUCACUGGAAGAGAUCUCACGUACCCUCUAUUCUGUGGCUGUUAAGUACUCAAGAGUAUUUAUCCUCGUCGACGCGCUUGAUGAAUGC
Aspergillus novofumigatus IBT 16806 is the source of this 1617-nucleotide messenger RNA. Its product is annotated as purine and uridine phosphorylase. The transcript is spliced from 3 exons. The record is from RefSeq and is a predicted model, not a curated record. The annotation marks the transcript as partial. NCBI's taxonomy places the organism in Eukaryota, Fungi, Ascomycota, Eurotiomycetes, Eurotiales, Aspergillaceae. Gene Ontology annotation, biological process: nucleoside metabolic process. Gene Ontology annotation, molecular function: catalytic activity.